CUCGCUUCGACGUCGUUGUACAACUAUGGAAGCAAUCAGAUUCGGAUGUUUGUUUCUCAAAUCCGGCUACUGUGUUUUUCUCAUUUCGUCUUUUUAUCUCAGGAAGGAAAAAAUUCUCGAUUGCGUAGGAUCAAAAUGGCGGCACCAUUCACGUUGAGGAAAAUCGGUGUUCCACCGAACUCGGCGAACCUAACGGAAGCUCGCCGCCGUGUAUUCGAUUUCUUUAGAGCUGCCUGUAGAUCUAUCCCCACCAUCAUGGACAUUUACAAUCUUCAAGAUGUCGUCGCGCCUUCUCAGCUCCGCUAUGCAAUCUCUGCUCAGAUUCGGAAUAACGCUCACAUCACCGACCCUAAGGUAAUUGAUCUUCUUAUAUUCAAGGGAAUGGAAGAGCUGACUGACAUAGUGGAUCACGCAAAGCAGCGUCACCACAUCAUUGGUCAAUACGUGGUGGGUGAAGGGCUCGUUCAGAAUACUGGAAACAAGGAUCAAGGAAAGACUGAUUUUCUCAAGAAUUUCUACACCAGCAACUACUUUUGAACUGGUGAUGUUUACUUUUCGAGUUUCCCAUAAGCUGUACUGGUUAUCCUGCUUCAGUUCAUGUUCAAGUUUCGCAUAAGUCUUGCCAGUAUUGUAUUGUCGACUUUUGGAAGAAAUCUUCUUCCCGAAAAUAAUUAGAUCUUUUCAUUUGUGUGAGUAUUUUCUCUGACUCAGGUUGGUUAUACAGAGUAUUAGCCAAACCUCUGUAAGCAUUGUCUGUGACAGUGCAAAUCUUGCUAUGAUUUCAAGAUACACAAUCUGCUCUCUCUUUUA
Messenger RNA from Arabidopsis lyrata subsp. lyrata, 810 nucleotides. RefSeq names its product NADH dehydrogenase [ubiquinone] 1 alpha subcomplex subunit 6. The record is from RefSeq and is a predicted model, not a curated record. Gene Ontology annotation, biological process: response to oxidative stress. Lineage: Eukaryota; Viridiplantae; Streptophyta; Magnoliopsida; Brassicales; Brassicaceae. The coding region runs from base 46 to 537 and encodes 163 amino acids. The transcript has 2 exons.